Molecule: messenger RNA, 1931 nt
Organism: Neurospora crassa OR74A
Lineage: Eukaryota; Fungi; Ascomycota; Sordariomycetes; Sordariales; Sordariaceae
Product: prephenate dehydrogenase, variant
Exons: 4
Coding region: 503-1726 (407 amino acids)
Biological process (GO): L-tyrosine biosynthetic process
Molecular function (GO): NAD+ binding; NADP binding; prephenate dehydrogenase (NAD+) activity
Source: RefSeq, a predicted model, not a curated record
ACUGACGGGAUUUUCCAGUCGUUUUUAAAAUCCCACCUUGCGGCCUCCCGAAUUGAAAAUUUCUUCCUUUCCGUACCACAAAGCCAGCAACAGCAACGCAGCCUCACCCAUUGCUUCUCGCGCGAUCAUCGAGCGAGUGCUUCUUUGGUGCCGAGGGUCUUGUGUGACGAUGUGAUAGUUGCCGCAAUCGACCGGUCCUGCUGGAAAGAAACAAUACACGCGUCAAUAUGGCUUCGACAUCGGAAUCCCCCAAUAUGACCGGCUUCACUGUCGGUCUGAUUGGGAUGGGCGAUAUGGGCAAGAUGUAUGCCCGGAGACUUAGCAGCGCAGGUUGGAGGUAAUAAUUCUUCCUCGCUCGUCUCAUCGUCGUCAAUCACGCCCAGGCUCUUCGCGGAGCCUGCCACCGCGACUAACCUUCAACAAACAUUUCGCAGUUGUUCAAAUGGUUCUUAGUGUUACAGCAUGAUCAGGAAUCGGUUGGCUAACGAUCCCUUUCAGGAUCAUGGCCUGCGAUAGAGAAGAGAAAUAUGAUGAGCUGGUACAAGAGUUCGAGGGGAAUAACAAUAUACAAAUUCUCCGUAACGGUCAUUUCGUGUCUCGCGCCAGCGAUUAUAUCAUCUACAGUGUUGAGGCGGCGGUCAUCGAUCGUGUCGUCGCCCAGUACGGUCCAUCGACCAAGCUCGGCGCUAUUGUUGGUGGCCAAACGUCCUGUAAAGAUCCUGAGAUCAAGGCUUUCGAAAAGUACCUGCCCGCCGACGUUGACAUCGUAUCCUGCCACUCCCUUCACGGCCCCAAUGUCGAUCCCAAGGGCCAGCCGCUGGUGCUCAUCAAGCAUCGCGCCUCCGACGAAUCUUUCUCCAAGGUUGAGCACGUACUCUCCUGCCUUAACUCCAAGGUUGUCUACCUGAGUGCCGAUGAACAUGACCGCAUCACGGCCGAUACCCAAGCCGUCACCCACGCCGCUUUCCUCAGCAUGGGCAAGGCCUGGCAUGCAACCAAGCAAUUCCCCUGGGAGGGAACCCGUUAUGUCGGCGGCAUCGAAAACGUCAAGAUCAACCUCAUGCUCCGCAUCUAUGCCCAAAAGUGGCACGUCUACGCCGGCCUCGCCAUCCUCAACCCCGAAGCACACAAGCAGAUUGCCCAGUUCGCCAAGUCCACCACCGAGCUGUUCCAACUUAUGCUGGAGGGUCAUAGCGACGAGCUUCGCGCCCGCGUGUACGCCGCCAAGGAAAAAGUCUUCGGUGCCGAAGGAAGCCCCAAGUGGGCGAGCAAACCUCUCCUCCGUGACGAUGUGCUCGACCAGUUCAGCCUCCGCCAGCCGGAAAAUGGCGGCCCUUCGGCUCCCUCCUUGCCCAACAACCACCUCUCGCUGCUUGCCAUGGUCGACUGCUGGAGCGCUCUGGGAAUCGUGCCGUACGACCACAUGAUCUGCUCGACUCCCCUGUUCCGACUCUGGCUGGGCGUCACCGAGCACUUGUUCAGGACCCCAGGCUUGCUGGAUGAGUGCCUGAAGGUCGGCAUCGAGGAUCGGACUUUCAGAAGGGAUGACUUGCAGUUCACCAUUGCGGCGGCGGGCUGGGCCGAGUGUGUGGGUCUGAGGCAAUUCGAGACGUGGAGGGAGCGGUUUGCGGUUACCCAGGCUUUCUUCGAGCCGAGGUUCAAGGGAGCGGUGGAGGUAGGUAAUGCGAUGAUCAAGGCAGUCCUGGCAAGCGAUGAGAAGGACUAAAGGUAUGUACGGAACGGAGACUGGAUUGGAAUGCACAUGGAGAAGGUUGAAUGCGCGAAGGGCUGUGGAACGGUAUCAGGGGGGAAAAAACGGGCAUCUUGAUGGACGAGAUAUAUCUGUGGGUAUAACACGGCUACCUGGCGUAGGCUUCCCAGCAACGACCGUGAUAUUGAUAAUUGAAAAACGGACAUCUGGAUUUUGGAAA